AUGAGAUCUCGUCAAGACCGUGAAUUGGGCAUCCGUCCUCGCAAAGUCGCAGCUCGUACUCAAAAGCCAUUGAGAGCAAAUUCGAGCUCAAGCGAUUCUGGAAGUGGUUCCGGCAGCGGAUCUGGUAGUGGUUCUGGUAGUGGUUCAGGUAGUGGCUCAGGUAGUGGCUCAGGAAGUGGCUCAGGAAGUGGCUCAGGAAGUGGUUCAGGAAGUGGUUCAGGCAGUGGUUCAGGCAGUGGUUCAGGAAGUGGUUCCGGUAGCGGCUCAAGUCCUGACUCGGGAAGCGACUCAGGAAGUGGUUCAGGAAGCGAUUUCACCGAUUUUGGCGAUUCUGCCGAAGACGAUGACAGUUCCGAUUCAAGCGAUCAAUGUGGAUCACCAGUCGCAGUCACAGCCUCAAGUGUACCCUCUUCGUCUGUGUCAAGCUCAAUGUCAAGCUCGAUGUCGAGUUCGAUGUCAAGUUCGACUACUACUUCUGCUUCUUCAACUACAACAGUCAUGCCCGUUAGUCAAACAACUUCUACUCCUACAUCGUCAACAAGUUCUGCAUCGAAUGCUGCUUCGCCUGUAGCAACUGUUACGACUGGAGCGGGAACACAAAUCAUGCUUCAAUCAAAUAGUCCAGGCUAUGGCUAUAAUGAAGCAAUGAAUGAUUUGAACAAUAUCAUGUCUUGGGCAGGAGAUGAUGGAAAUUUAUCAGAUGCACAAAAGCAAGAGGUUGUUGCUGCCCUCUUUUCCGGUAGUGCACGUUAUUGGCCUGAAGUACCUACGCAGGAUAUCGUCAGAAUCAUGUUGGCCGAUAUUCGGGCAGAAUCUGAUUUCCGUCCUGGUGUUCUUGGUGGUCCAAGAUUGGAUAGCGGUGCUUCUUACGGUUUGUUGCAAAUCUCUCCUGAUGCUGGCGCUCAAAUGAUGUCUUUGAUUCAAAACCACAUGAACGUAAACACGCACAACUUCACAUGGGGUAUUGAUGCUCCUGUCGUACGUCAAGGUAUUCGUGGACAAUUGAUCGAUUGGGAAACCGGACAAAAGAUUGAUCUUGCAGGUUUGACAAACAAUGACCUUUUGCGUCCAUGGAUCAACAUUCACGUUUCCAUGUGGAUCCAAAGCAAUCUUGCCCGUACAUCUUCCAAUGAUCCUUAUUGGUGGCUUCAAUUAGACAAUUAUUCUUGGUCAUUAAAACAAAGUCAAACACAACAAUUGACUGCAGCACAAUCUCAAACGUAUACAAGUAUGUUGCAAGGUGCAGGUCUUCCAAGAACCCCAAAAACUGCUUUGGGAUCUUGGGUCGCGGGCGCUGCAACAAACGGAAACGGAAGUUAUCUCUCAUCUGGUGAUGAUGUCUCUGCUCCUUACUUUGCCGCCAUUAUGAGAUCGAUUAACUUUUUAUACAAUGAUUCAACAGGCACAACAUGGACACCAGAUUGGUUGGACAGUUUCACAGUUAAUGCAGGUUUGACGGAUUAUAUGCCGUUCAACUAA
Molecule: messenger RNA, 1479 nt
Organism: Meira miltonrushii
Lineage: Eukaryota; Fungi; Basidiomycota; Exobasidiomycetes; Exobasidiales; Brachybasidiaceae
Exons: 1
Coding region: 1-1479 (492 amino acids)
Source: RefSeq, a predicted model, not a curated record